Molecule: messenger RNA, 2734 nt
Organism: Hyalella azteca
Lineage: Eukaryota; Metazoa; Arthropoda; Malacostraca; Amphipoda; Hyalellidae
Product: somatostatin receptor type 2
Exons: 3
Coding region: 417-1751 (444 amino acids)
Biological process (GO): G protein-coupled receptor signaling pathway
Cellular component (GO): membrane; neuron projection
Molecular function (GO): somatostatin receptor activity; peptide binding
Source: RefSeq, a predicted model, not a curated record
UCGCAGGAAGAGGUUGUGCUCGCUGCUGCUCAGCUCGCACAAAAAGACUGUGAAGUAACUCGUGUUUCUGACAUUUUGUAUUCGUAUGGCGUGUAAACUAAAUUGUACGUACAAUGCACAUGUUUUAGACAUGUUAGCGAAGACUUGAACAUGAGAGAAUAAGGCUUUUUAUGAACUGAAGUUCAAAAAACUCAUACGAAAAGAAGACGCGUUGAGCGGAAAUGCGAUCUUUCCCUCGGUUUUCUUGCAGACAAAUUCAUAUUUCGUGGCGUGACAUCUUCAUGGGAGGACGCCGCCUCUGUCUUCACUAGGAACUGUCGGCUGGCACGCUCUGUUCCCCCAACAUGGAAGCCCAUAAGAUGCCGGUCUUCUAAUUGACAGCAAUUAAAAAGUGUCGACGCCGGUGAAACACAGCAAUGGAUCUUCUAGCUUCCACCAUGUCGGUUGCCGCAACAACGUUGACCCCAGACGUAGAUGUAACCAAGAACAUCGAGGAAUUUUUCGUAACGGAGGAAGCAGGUUCAACUAUGAAUUGUUCUUUGAUAGAUCUUGACGAGUUUGCUGAAUUCGCCCUUAAUGGGACCAAUUGCUCGGAAAAAUUGUUCUCAGGAGGAGCAAAAGAUUUUAUGGGGCCGGUUGUGAGUGUGAUCUCGCAAAUUGUGAUGUUUAUUGUUUUCCUCGUUGGUCUAUGCGGCAAUACUCUCGUUAUUUACGUCGUCACGCGCUUUUCAAAGAUGCAGACAGUCACUAAUCUCUAUAUUCUUAAUCUUGCCAUUGCCGAUGAACUUUUUGUAAUUGGAAUUCCUUUUCUGAUCACCACGACUUACCUCGGCUAUUGGACCUUCGGUGCUGUCAUGUGCAAAAUUUACUUGAUAACUACUGCGCUUAAUCAGUUCACGAGCUCGAUGAUAUUGGCAGUGAUGUGCGCGGAUCGAUACAUCGCAGUUUGCCAUCCGAUAAAUGCCAACAAACUUCGCACGCCAAUCAUCUCAAAGUUUGUGUCCCUAACAACCUGGUCGGUGUCGGCGAUGCUUAUCGCUCCAGUAUUUAAUUAUGGCGGCCUUUUGGAGUACCACGGACAGCUGAACUGCAACUUUUACUGGCCCAAGAACUACGACCGGAUCUGGAUCCUCACCUCCUUUUUUGUGGCUUUUGCCGUUCCAGUAACUUUUUUCUUAAUUUUCUACGUUUUAGUUCUACACAAACUGAAGACUGUCGGCCCCCAUAAGAAAUCUAGAGAAAAAAAGAAAUCACACACGAAGGUAACGAAAAUGGUGCUCACCGUCAUCACAGUGUACGUGAUUUGCUACGUUCCCUACUGGGUAAUGCAGAUGACUCUUUUGGCCUCAGACCCUGGCCAGAGAUUAACAACCUUCAAAGUUGUAUGCUUUUUAUUCGCUAAUGUAUUAAUCUACAUCAACUCUGCCAUCAACCCAAUACUUUACGCAUUCCUCAGUGACAAUUUCAAGAAAAGCUUCAUGAAAGCCUGCACGUGCAUCAACAGACAGGAUAUCAACAACGCCCUGCAUGUCGAAACUUCAGUGUUCCCGCGUCGCACCCGCGGCAGUUCUUCGAUGCCAUCACGGUCGUGCCGAGAGCGUGAGAGCUCCGUUACCACGGCCAUACUUACGAAGGAGAUGUCGGCAGCAAUGACGACUUUGACGGGGUCUCCUGUUGCCGUAACCACUAACAAUGAAGACCAUAACCAGCUUAAUGGGCGAUCAACUUCUCCAGCAUUGAAUCGGUGUUAGGGCGCGGCCAGUGACCUUGAAUUCUGGUGAGGCCGAAGAUCAGCGGCUCCAGAGCGGAGGUCACCACAUGCUUGACAACCCUUCCCGAUAUACUCUGAAGAUCUUCACUUUAUAAGUCACUAAACAUUUAUUAGUCAAGACAUUAUAAAAUAUUGUAAGAUCACUAAACAUUUCAUUUAUUAGUUGUACAAUAAUUGCCUAUACAUUAAUUUAGACCUGACGACACUGGAGAAAUUCAGCAUGAGAUGAAACUCUAACAUUUUAAAUGAUGUCUAGGCGAGUGGGAUGCUCUUACAAACUUGGUAAAAUGACAAUAUGUUGUACUACACAAAAUAUGUGUAGAGAAUAACUUUGACGUUUACUAUAGAAAUUACUGUUUGCUGUUCAGGAAAGGAUUCAACUGCAUCAUGUAGCCCCAUAAAUAAUUUUUUUUUAAUGAAAUUCGUCGUGUUUUUAAAUCGGCAUAGACAAAACAAUUUUAGUAAAAGAAAUGGCUUCCGUCUUAGCAUAUGGUAGCGUCCGCAAUAUAAGAUAUAUAUGGUUUUAUUGUAGGUGCUUUCAAUAACAACAAAUCCUUUUUAACUAAUUUUCAGUUGAAAACAACUGCCAAACUACAUUGAUACAAUAUCGUACCGCUUUAUUUUACAAACUUUUAAGAAUAGAAUGAAGGGUGCGGGCGCUUGUUGUUAACAAUGACGCAUUGUGAGCCUAAAUGCGUUAUUAUAAACUACAGUUGUCGAUACCCAGGGGUAGGUUGAUUUCUGACGCUCUUCUUUUCGAGAUGCAUAUAAAUAUUAAUUCCAUUUUUGUGGUGUAUGCUGGACUGGUCAGUGUAAUGUUUUCUUGUGUCUAUUUUAGAGGAAAAAGAACUUUAUGUACACAUGUCAUAUUGUUGAAAUGUUCAGAGACCAUCAAGAUCACGAGCAUUUUGAAGCAGGAAAUAGCCCCCAAAUACAUACGUUCCAUUUUGUCAGUCAACUUAA